Messenger RNA from Recurvomyces mirabilis, 600 nucleotides. RefSeq lists its product as uncharacterized. Lineage: Eukaryota; Fungi; Ascomycota; Dothideomycetes; Mycosphaerellales; Teratosphaeriaceae. The transcript has 3 exons. The record is from RefSeq and is a predicted model, not a curated record. Bases 1 to 600 code for a protein of 199 amino acids.
AUGUUGACCCUCCUCGCUUCCCUCCUCUUCACCACCCUCGCCACAGCCCAAUACAACCAGUCCGCCCCCUUCUACCUCCAGCUCCUCUCCAAGAACCACACCCUCAACGGCACCAUCCUCGGCGCCUGCCACGAGGGCGCCGCAAUCGAGGGUCUCUGUGCCUUCGGCACCCUCUUGCCCAACGCCACGGCGACAUUGACGUAUGCGAGCUUCCAGUUCAACACGUCGAGUUUCGCUCAGCCGGCGGAUGUGUAUGGUACGCCGGGUUAUCUGACUUAUGACCUUAUGGGGUCGAAUUUCAAUCUCUCCGAGCCGCUCUCCCUUUCCGUCAACCCUACUUCCAACGUCGCUGGCCUGCUCUUCGAACCCAGCUACGCCAGUCUCGAGGUCGCCUUCGACAAGCACAACCUCAUGAAUAUCCAGAGUACCUCCGAUGACUCGGUCUCACCAAUCGCUUAUGUCAACAAGGCUUACUAUCGCUGGUACGUCUGUACGACGAAUCUGGGCUACACAUACCAGACUCUGGCUUGGGUUGUGGGGAAAGGCAAGCCGCAGAAUCCGACUUGUGUUGCUACGAAUAUUACUAGGGUCUUCGCGUAG